CCGAAAGGUCGCACUUGCGCCAGGCGCGCUGGAAGUCGAUGGCAAGCCAGAAGGACGAUGCAAAUCGACGAUCGGAGAAAACGCACUACAACGCAACCACACCAGAGGAAAGAAUGCUUCAGCGUGGCGAGCUACCCAUGAGCUUUGCGUCUCGCAGGAGACGCCCAGAUCGAAGUCAUCGACCCAUGUCGGCAGGUCCGUGCGCGCUCUCGAAUCAAGCUCUCGACGGAACAAUCAACGAGCUUGCGUCGCAACUUGUUCUUGUGUCUCCGAGGACCAACAACAACGCAUCACCGAUGGACUCUGCCCCUUCCUCGCUGAUGUCACCCAAGAAGGAACGUGCAGCGUCUGCAGCCCCAACUCGUCCUACGACCACAUCAAACCCUCGGAACAUGAUACGUCCAAAAAGCAGCACGGCGCAGCGUAAACUCACUUUGUCGGGCGAAGCUCGUCGCGACGGAGUUCCUUGGUCGCCACUGCAUUUGGCAGGUCCAUUGCAACGCGCGGCGGACAAGAAUCACCAACACUUGUCGUCGGGAAUCUCCCCUCCAUUGGUGAAAGUCCCAGCGCCGCCGUCCAGCGCAUAUCAACUAUCCAACGUGACCGACCUCUUGCCUCCUUCGUCUGGUCCGAUGCUGUCUCGACCGCAAAGUGCAGCGCCGACAAAGCUCUUGUCCAAACGCGGUUUGAAUCGACCCCGAACCGCCGUCGCCAAGUCUCCCACCAAACGAAUCAAAACUAAUCGACCAAGCAACGAAGCAUCCCCCGCCCCUCAAAACCAACAAACUGUGGAUGACAACGCGCCAGGAAUGCACGUGUCGACUGUCGAAAAGGCCGUGGAUGUCGAGCUAAGUCACAAGAACACGUCUCGCAAGUCCAAGCAGUGGUCGCCACCAAAACAUUUUACCGCGCUUCGUCAAACACCGAUGAAGUCGCCGUCGAAACCCGUCGCGUCUUCAUCACCUCUGCCCACUUCGACGACACCGAUCGUCCCGUUGGACACGUUGCAAACCGUGCGGACUAGCAUCGAAAAUUGGAUUCAUCGCAGGGAGAACGACCGAUCGACGGACCGGUGCUUGUCCGACGCCAACGACACGUUUCGAUAUGCCGUUCCAGCGCACCACUUUGACCGGUCGGCGCCGUACGACCCAUACACGAUCACUUACGUCCCAUUUCAUCAUGUGUACAAAGUGACUGAUGGCGCCCCGCACGGUCUCCAAUUCACCGACGACGACCGCGUCAUCGACCAGCAAAUCGCGUGCGACUUUUACGUGAUGAGCUCCAAGAACGUGCUGUACUACAACAAGGACCACGCGACCGUGACGUUCCAGUCCAUGCCCGAGUGGGACCGCGAACGCCGCAUCUUUCAGCGGCUCAAGACACUAGCGCUCUUCAGCACGUACCGCCGCACAAAAGCAAUGAAGUGCUGGGUGUCGCACUACAUUUUGUGCAAACGGCAGCGGUGCAAAGACCAACUGAACGACCUCUUGUACUUUUGCAACUCGAUCUUCCACGCCACGAUGGAGAAAAUCCAAGCCAAGAUGGCGGUGCUGCACACGCAGCUCCUCUUCUAUGUCGAUAGCGCCACGGUCAUCCCCCCCGAGGAAUUUCAGCGUCGACAGGGCAUCCACAUCCAGAAGCUCGGCCACGAAUUCAUCGCGCUAUUCCAUGCGAUCCGAGAGAUCCUUGUCGCCAUGUCCCAUACGUACCUGUCGCAGUACUCGUCCACGGACGCCGUGAUCAAGUACGCAGACGUGUCGCUGACGUCGCGCAAGAGCACGACCUUCCACAUGGACCAGUUUUUUGGCAACGUCCAAAAGAAGUCGCCAUUGUCCCCCCUCGCCACAUGCAAUGAAGACAACACGGGGGAGCUGGACUUGGUCGCAAUACGUGCCGAGCUCCAGCGCAGUCGCGUCCGCGCCAAGUCCCGCGAAAGUAUCAAAGAAAAGCCCACGAUGGACGCGAUCAAGUGGUCCGUCGCCGCCGUCAAGCGAGCGCGUUGCAGCGAAUUGUCCCGUUUCAUUCGGCGCGUGGAUUUCAUGCUCCUUGAUGCAUUUCACGGAGUAAUCAACCGAAGCGCGGCGGCCUUGGGUCAGUUGCUCGAGACGGGCGCAGGGAAGUCGUCGUCGCUGCUCUUGUCCAAGGACGCGUACAUGCGGGCGUAUCACCGCUUUGACAUUUACGGCAACGGGGCGCUCGAUUGUGCGCAGAUCACGCGUCUGCUCCAUCACGUGUUCGAUGGCAAGUUGACCGGUGCGGCGCUGGAAGAGCGCGUGGGGUUGUUCAUUUCAGUCUUUGACGAGAACGGGGAUGGCGACGUGAGCAUUGAGGAGUUUUCCAAGGGCCUUGAUGUCGUCCUCGACGUUGAGCGCAUGCAGCAGUUCGAUGCAUCUGCCAACAGCAUCUACGAAACAACACGCAUGGCCCACACCAACUUGUUUAUUCCCGUGCCGCUGUUUGAAGUCCAGCUCGUGUUUGACGGCACCGGGUUGUCGUUUGAGCCACCGCUAAAAUCCGUCCAAAGCGCUGUCGAGAUGACGCUUCGUGGAUUCUUCGACGCCAACGAACAUGUUCAGCGCCUCAUCACGGAUCCGACGAUCCUUCCAGUGCUGACUUUUUAUGAUCAAGUGCGAACUUCCCACUUGGACUCGUGUGCGCCACAAGUGGCCACGGCGCCGGGUGGUGACCACCCACAGGACGCUCGCAUCUCGCUCAUUCUGUUUGAACGGGCAUCGCAGGACCAAGCUUACAUGCACCUGUGCGAACAAAUCUUUGACAUUGUGAAAGGAUCGAUCUGCGGAUGCCAGGCCUACGCCAACUGCUUUUUGCCGCUGUGCGACGAAUACGACUGGAACAACGCACUCGACUUUGAUCGGAUUGCGCAGCAGCACUUGGAUGGCGCAUACGACAUGGACCAGCUCAAGCAAGAUGUGCAAAAGUUCCAGCACCAGAAAUGGAUGCUCGAGGACGUAGUUGUGUCCCAAGACAUCCAGCUCAUUCGCGUCAAGACAAACGCCCUGAAGACGGCGCUGGUGCCUUCUCCGGUGCGAUGCCUGAAGGAACUCGAGCGUAUUCUGCCGAUCCUGGCCGAGAAAAACAUUGCGCGGCUCUUGUCGUACAUCGAGCUCGUCGCGUCCAAGAUUCAACGGCCGCCCGCUAAAGACAUCGAGGCGUUCGUCACUUAUAUCCUAAACCUCAAGGAAAUCAAUGACGAGCUGCCGUCAAAAGACCUCGAGGCUGCCCAGAUCUCUGACUACCUCGAGUUGAUCACGGACUCGGGGUUCCACAUACCAAGCCAGACGCAGGCCGUGUACGACCUCGUGGAGCCUGAGCUGAGCACUCUCAAGUCGGCUGUCACGAAUUGCAUGGCGAGGCGCGACAUGGACAUCCGAGAGUACGCAGUGCUCCUCGAACAAAAGAUGCAGCACCUGGAAGCAAACAUCGCGUACUUGCAAACCGAGUCGUGUGCAGAGCAGUUGUUUCACGCCGAAACGGAAGCGCUCCACGCGUUGGCAUUCACAGGGAACCUCAAGCAGCUUGCGACCGACUACAGCAGUCGGUCCGAGCGAUUCCUAUACGUUCGAUCGCUGUUCAACGAGUUUUUGCCCAACUGCAUGCCGGACAUCCCUAACAAGGGCGGACACUUUGCGUCGCUGCCCAAGUUGACUGGCGACAUCCAACUCAAACAUGACAUGUGGACGUUAAUCAUGGCCGCGGAUCAAUCACUUGCAAGUUGGGGGGACAUUGCGUUAAAGGACAUGCCGAAGGCCGACAUGGAAGACCUCCUCCGCCGCGUCACGGAGCUGCACCGCGUCCUCGCGGUCGAAUUCCCCACCAGUCCCGUCACGGCGCGCGUCCACGGCUUGCAAACACUGCUUCUGCACAUGACGUCGAUCGUGCAAAACUUGUGCAACCCCCACGUCGAGGACCGGCACUGGCGCAAGCUGGAAAACAAACUGAACGUGGUGUUCCAGUACGAGGUCGAGCCCGCCACCGACCAUCGGUGUUUGGUCCGGCAGGGCGACAUUUCGUUCAAAUAUCUCGUCUCGCUCCACAUUGACGACAAGCAUGACGAGAUAAACGACAUUGUCCAAGAAGCCGCCACAGAGGCUGCGAUUAGCAAGAGCUUGCACGAUGCUAUCCGUGUGUGGGACACACAAGAGAUCGCGUUCUCGUACUGGACGGACAACGACACGCGCGACGUCGUCGUCUUGGGCGACACAACCGAGUGCAUGAACAUGCUCGAGGAAUCCGACAUGCUGCUCCAAACCAUCUUGGCGUCGUCGUACAUCCGACCGAUCCAGCCGCUGGCCAUGAAAUGGAAACAUGACGUGAACGAAAUGAUGGAGAUCAUGAUGCGGUUGGAAGAGUGCAAAAACUACUGGGAGCACAUGGAGGUGUUUUUGUCGCCAGAGUUUCUGCGAGCCCUGCCAGGGCAGGUGCGAGCGUACACGGAGCUCGACCGCACGUGGAAAGUCCUGCUUGAUAAGCUGAGCAAGAACCCGUCACUUGUUCGCACUGCUCGCACCCAAGGACUAAAAGAGCACAUUAUUCAACUCAGCCAAGGGUUCGAAGGCAUCUACAAGACGUUGGAGGGAUACUUGGAGAUCAAACGGCAGAGCUACCCUCGCUUCUGCACCUUGUCCGACUCGGAGCUUACCGACUUGAUUUCAGCGUGCCGAAAUCCACACAACAUCCAGCAGUACUUGCCGUCGUGCUUCCCGAGUCUUGGAAAAGUAACUUUUGACACGGACGACAAAUCGAUGGGCAUCGUCGCCGUGAGGUCGCCGCCCAACCCGUUCGAGGAAGUCAUUCCUAUGGGCAAAAACCUCAAGGCCAGAGGGUAUGUGGAACAGUGGCUGUCCCACAUGGACCGUCGGCUGUCGGAGCGGCUGCACAAGAAUAUCAAGGAGCUCGUCGUGUACUUUUCAGGGCGACCGCCAGCAGGUUGGGACCUCAGUCACCUUCGCCAGUUUCCGCUGCAGUGCCUCCUUGUCGCCAACGACGUUGUUACGUCGACAACGAUUGGAAAUGUCGAGGGCAACAAUGACGUUGCAGGCGGCGUUGUCGUGCGCAUCCAGCAGCUCACGCAAGCCUUGACGAGUGGAGAUCGAACACUGCAUCCAGUAGUAACAACGACUCUGCUCAUGCAGCAGUUUUACUUCCGAGACACCCUCGACAACUUGUCCGUUAUUCCAUGGGAGAACCAUCCCCACUACACCACGACCGACGACGAAGUCCAACUCGCGAUUGCUGACAUGGUGAUUCCGUACGGCUACGCGUAUCACAACCCGACGGAAAACUACUUGGUCGUGACCCCACUCACGGAGCGCUACUUGUUGGCCGUGUUCAAUUGUGUGCAAUACUACCAGGCUGGUCUGGUCUCUGGCGGUAUGUCCAGCGGCAAGACGGGGUUGAUUCAAAUGGCCACCGUGAUGCUUGGCCGCGACCUCAUUCAAACGUUUUGUACCAUCCAUACGUCGCUGAAGCAAAUCCAUCGAUUCAUCACGGGCGGCAUCGGAUCUGGCGGGACGCUGCUCCUUCAAAAUGCAGAUCGGAUGGUUGGCCCGAUUCUAUCGUUUAUCAACACCGUCGUGUCGACCAUUAUGAACGGGGCGCUGGCAGCCAAGCAUUGCGUCACGCUAGACGAGCGCGAACACGUCGUCGACGCUGGAAGCAUGAUCAUGCUGACGACAUCCGUGCCCUCAUGCCUCGUGUCCCCGUACCACUUUCAAGCGCUAUGCGAGUCGUUGUCAUCCAUUGCCGUUGUUGCGCCAGACCUGGAGCGCGUCCUUCAUGCGAUCUUCUUUAGCUACGGCUUUGAGCAUGCGCUGACUCUGGCGAGAAUGCUUGGUUUUGUGUGGAGCGAGUUGCGUGGAGUGUCCACCCGCCUCUCUACACAGCCGACAAUGGUUCAGCUCUUUACGAUUCAUACGGCCAAGCAAUGCGCCAAGCAAAUGUUUGAGCGUUCCCGGGGAACUUCCAUCACGGAUGAAGUCGGCUUACUCAAGGAGACGCUCCUCGAAUACUUGACGACGAGGUUGAAUCUACCUGGGGGCAUUCGUGCACAUGCUAUGUCGUACAUCAAGUCCAUGUGGCUCGCAAAAGACCACGCAGUGUCGGUGCGAGAAGGCGACAUGGAGAGCAAGGAUGGCCACAACCGCACCGUUUUCUUGUCAUUCCUCAAGGCGGCCUACGACAAGAAUCAAUUCAUUCCGUCCGAGACGUUGCUGCAGGUGUCGGCGGCGCUAGUCCAGGCAGUGGUGGCGUACAGAACCGUCAUACUGUGUGGGCCGAUGAAGACGGGUAAAACGACGUGUGUGGCGAUGCUGGCUGCCGCGUUGAACAAUCUGUUUUUCGACGUGGACCUGGCCAACCCAACGUUGCCGCAGUUUCCGCAGCCACCACCACCACAGUCGCAAUUCAUCGUGAUCAAGACGUUGCUGCCGAUGUCUCUGUCGAUGGCACAGCUCUACGGCGGAAGCGCCGACGGCAACUCGGAUUCGUCGUUGAUCAAGCGCCUUGCCACCGAAAACGUGCCUUGUCCGUUGUUAUCUGGUGUGGACGAGCUCAAAAUGAACGAACGAGACACGGUCCCCCAGGAUGUCGCGCCGCUUUUCACACACCGCCAGCGCGUGUGGAUUGUCUUGGAUGGAACGAUGGACGCUGCGUGGGCAGAACACAUCUUGAGCCUGGCGGGGCCAGCUCCGUCGUCGAGCUUGACUUCAGGUCUGGGGCAGUUUAGCUUACUCGGCAGCGACACCUUCACAAUACCGUCAAACGUCACCAUCCUCUUGGAGACAAUCGACCUCGGCCAUGCCUCUCCCACACUCGUCUUGAACAGCAGCUUAAUACACGUGAGUGACGCACCAUCGCGGCCUCUCGUGUCGAAAGAUUUGGUGCAGUCGACAAACUCGGCCGUAUCUGCCAAGCUGCUGCCAAUGCACAAAAUGUUCCUUGUGGGUUCCAUCGGCCGGAUUCGAGUCCAAAUGACCGUGCCUCCGUUGGUUUGCGAGCUCUUGACCAAGCAUUUGGUGGACUCGUCCCUGUUGGAUAGGCUGCUUGAAGUACUUGGCGAAGGCUCGACGCACGCGCCGCUGUCGCACCUGCACACGGCUCAACACAUCAUGACUCUUAUCCACCCCGUGCUGUCGACGCAACCUGGUAUCGAUUACACUCUCUGGACAAAAUCGCUUGAAUUCGAUUCUGCCUUGGGCUACAACGAACCGCGGCGGUUGCUGUCUCGACAGAUUGAGCUUUGCAUCCUAUGGUCCGUGUGCUGGGGAGCCGGAAGCUGCGCGUCGAUCCAAACCAAACGACUUGUGACAAGUGUUCUCCAGCGGGAGUUCGACCACCUGCAAGAGUCGUGGGCUAACUGCAGCGGCGACAUGGGACUGUAUUCGUGGGUGCUGGACAUCGCGUCGGCCACGUUCCGAUCAUGCAAAGACGUGCUGUGCAUUCCCACGGGCCAACGCGACAUUUCACCCUUCUCGGUUUACAUCCCCCGCGUUGACAGCACCCUCGUGCACUUGGUCGGACGGCAAGUGCUCCGCUCUGGCGUCCCCCUGCUCGUGUUUGGCCCCCCUGACUGCGGGGCGACGUCGUGCGUCGUGGAGUUCCUCCAGCGAUCGUCGGUGUUCUUGUCGCAGGGACUGACGACUCUGGACAAGUCUACCACCGCCACGGGUUCCUCCGACAAUGCAGAAGCCGCUCGAAUCUCCAACAUGCGGCUCACGACCACCAUGAUCGUGUCGUCACUGGCGAGUCGACUAAAGACAAAGCGAACGAGCGCGGUUCGUUCGCCACGGUCGUCUAUUGUGGGCAAACCAGGGCCUCCGGUUCGCAUGUGCUCCCCGGACGACGAAGCCACCACCAAGUUGUUUGAAGCUGGGGCGUUUGUGUCGAUGCGUCUUCAAUGCACGGCAUCCACGACGAUCGACUCGUUGAGCACAUCCGUCGAAAUCGUCAUGCAGCGCGAAAGAAAGCAAGUGUACGAACCGCCGCCAGGAAAGGCCAUGAUCCUCUUCCUGGACGACGUGCAUCUGCCCCUACACAGCGAGUUUCCGUCGCCACACGCAUGGAUCCGCUCGAUGAUCGACCUUUCAGCUGUGUACAGGCCAUCAGACACCAAAACACGGACGAUUGAGCGAACUUUGCUGGUUGCUACGGCCAGUGACCACGCGAUGGGGUCAUGGCAUCGAGCUCCCAACGCAUGCCAAGCUCGCCUCCUGUCGCGUUUUUUUCCCGUCCGCUUAGCUGCCUUGGAGGCGUGCGACGUGUCCCAGAUUUUGACGCCCAUCGUCGUCGGCCUCUUUGAGCGCACCGACCUGCACUGCCGGUAUGUGCAGCCGAUUCGCCAUCAAAUUGGGCACGUGCUAGCUGUCACAAUCGACGUGUUUGUGAAAUGUCGCGCCCUUGGUACGCACGUUGCGCUGGCGUUCGGAUUUUCCAAACUCAUCACCAUGCUCGAGUUCUUGACCGCGGUGCCCCCACCAGCAUUGCCAGACUUGCCCGUGCUCCUUCGUUUGUGGCACCACGAGAUCGAACGGACGUUCGUCGACACUGCUCUCGCAUUUGACCAUGGCGAAGCCGUCCAGCAUAUCGCUGACACGGCAUAUGCAUCGCUGUGCGACCUGAUGAAGGAAAAACCAGCAAUGCGGCAUACCGCUCGGUGGGUCUACUUCCCUCAUGGGUACAACGAGAAGCCCAGCAUGCGCCACCGCCAGGACUCGUUGGAUGGCUCUCCCAUCGGCCAGACACCCGAAGACCGAGCGGCGUCCAUCGGAUUGGGUCGCCGACGGUGCUCCAUUAACAAAGCACCACCGCCGCUCGAGCGCAUGACGUCGAUUGUGGACAGCAGCAACUUACCCCAAGGGAAAGCCUUGCUGCAGCGACAAAAUACAGCCGCCAAGGUGGCCCCAACAUUGCAAAAGACGGAUAGUUUGCGAGGGGGUUUUGCUCAGCGCAAGAACUCGGGGACAUUCGACUACGACGCGUUGGGGACACGCCGAUUGUCAAGCCGAGGGAUCCUUGCGCCUGGAAGCUGUGAUCACUUCGGUUGGAACCGUCAUGUGUACGGCGAGCUAUUCAAUGGGCUGUCGGAGUACGCCGACGCUCUGCCAUCACUGCAUGCGGCGCUGCAAAAGCAAACGCUGCGCUUUGGCGAAAGCGACAACUUGAUCCUGUCCGUACCCAUGGUGGGCACAACGCUGCAACUGUGUCGCAUCUUGGGCAAGCCUGGCGGAAAGGCCGUGCUCGUAGGGCCUCCAGGACAUGCCAAACACUCCGUUGCCAAGAUGGCGGCGAAAAUCAUGGACCAGCAGCACGUACAUUUCGAGGCGCUUAUGGACAAGGCCGUGUCCGAAACCAAGUGGGCGACAGCCCUCAAAGAAGUCGUGACGAUCGCGGGCGUGUUACAAACGGACGUGACGUUCAUUGUCCAGAAUGCCCACCGCAUGUCCGAUGCGUGCUUGGAGCAGCUAACGUCGCUCUUGAAUUCGCGCGAAGUGCCGCUCCUCUUUUCGCCAGACGAGCACGUUGAGCUGGCGGGUCGUGUCAAGGACGAAAAGCUCUUCGAGUUGAAUGCGCUCCAUAGCAAACAAAUGGAGAACCUUCGCAUCGAGUUGUCGGUGGCAAAACGUUCGGAACUCCAGAGCAAGCACGACGCCGUGCGCCGGCUCAUCGCUGACUCGCGCGAGUCGCAUACGAAAACAGCCAAAGAGCGCGAACUCGAGGCCAUGAUUGAGGUGGAGAAGCACUUGAACUUGCAAGGCCAAGAACGCAUCGACGCUCUGGUCAGCGUCCAGCACAGCGAAAUGGAUGACUUUAUUCGGAAAUUCGAGGCGAAUGUCGAUAUCAACAUGGCGUUGACGAUGGCGACAGUCAAGCCGUCUGGCGUCGUGAGCGGCAUCUGGAACGAGGUCGUCCAGGCUGCUGCACGCAACGUCCGUGUCGUUGUGUGCUGCGACGCCACUGACAUUCCAGUCUUUGUUCAACGGGUGCCAAAGCUCUUCGCCCAAACGCAAAUGUGUGUCCUGCCUCGUUUGGACUUCGACGUGAUCAAACCAAUGGUCCAUCUGCGCAUUGAAACCCAGUGGAAGGUCUUUCAAGACCAUGAAGGCCACCUCGACAGCACGGUCUUGCUCAACUCGUUGGACUUGAUUCAAUCCAACUUGAACCACGUGUCGACGCUGGCGGCGAAAUUCCACUUGGCAGCGAGUCGUGUCAUGCUCGCGUCCGGCGCCGCGCACGCUGUGAUCUCGCUCCAUCUCAUCCCCCUCUACUCUCGCUACAUCUUUGACGCCAUGAAGCGGCUUCGCAUUCGAAUGAACCACCUCAUGAGUCGGUCGCGGGCGUUCCUGGACGUGUACCAAAAUGCCGUCGACCAGGUCGACUCGGCGCAAAAGCAAUACCAGGAGAAGCAAGUUCAAAUUCAGAGCGCCCUCGUCCAAAUCGGCGAGUACAAACUGCACUUUGAAAAGAUGCAAGCGGAAGCGGAAGUUCUUCGGAACGUCAUGCGCAAACAAAAGGCCGAUGUCGACGAGCAAGUCAAAAUUACGACCGACAUGGACAAACUGACCAAGCACGAGCUCAAAGACGCCCUUAAGGUGCUCGAUGACGCCAACAAGUGUGUGGCCAACCUGGAUCGGCGCUACAUCAUGGAAAUCAAAACGUUUGUGAACCCGCCCGUGCUGGUGCAUGUCGUGUUGAAUGCAAUGUGUGUUCUCUUCUCGGUGGACCCGUCGUGGGACAAUGCCAAGAAGCUCCUCAGCGACGUGAACUUUAUCACGUCCAUGCUCAACUAUGACAAGGACAACGUCCCGGAAACCAUCUUGACCAAGCUCGAGCCGUACUUGACCAACGAAAUGUUCAACAAGGCUGAGGUUGAAAAGCAAAGUAUUGCGGCGAGUACGAUGGUCGUGUGGAUCAUUGCGAUCGAAGCGUACAGCCGCAGUCGCAAGCUUGUCAAGCCCAAGCUCGACAUUCUCGACGCGGCCCAAGCCAAGCUGCGGACGCUCGUGGGGGAAUUUGCCGAGUGCAAGAAGAACGUCGAGCAGGCGGACAGAGUCUCGAGCGACAUCGAAGAAACGAUCCAAGCACGAAUGGAGGACAAGAAACUCAUGGAAGCGGAAUGCCAAACGUUGACAGCCUUUCUCGUCCAAGGAAACGCCGUGCUCAAGAUCUUGGGCCCGGAACAAGCCGUCAUGACCAAGCAAUUGCAAUCAAUGGUUGAGUACGAGGCUUCGCUGGUCGCCGAGGCAGUGGUGUCUGCUGCCGUCAUCACGUACGGCGGGGUGUUCUCGCCACGGCUGCGCAGACACCUGUUUGACGAGUGGACGCGCGAGCUAGAUGGCCAACCGCUGCAAAUCCACCCGACCCAUUCCAUCUUGAACAACUACGCGGCGCAGCCGUUUGGGCUGUGGCUGCAUGCGGCGGGUCUGUUUCAUUCGCGCCACAGCCAGCAAACUGCGUACAUCCUGGCGCAUGCGUUGCCGGUCGUGCUGGUUACGUCGUUUUCACCCCACAUGGACUCAUUGCUUCGAAACGUCCUGCAUUCUGUUGGAUGCAACUCGAUCGUGACCAAGUCGGCCCUGGACAAGGACGUUCGAAGUGUGCUAGAAUCGUGCAUUUCGAUGGGCCAGCAACUCAUCGUAAACGAUGUCACGCCUCGGCUCUACACCUCGACCUUUCAAGACCUGGUCGAGUGGGGCACGGAAUGGGUCGACGGUGUCGAGUACAUCAACUACAUUGGCCACACGCUCGCGCUGAAGCGCGGAUUUCGCCUUGUUCUGACGACGACCGCGCCAUUGUGCGAAUUUGGGUCCGAAGUGUUCCAGGUUGCGACCGUCGAUGCUGUCGAAUGCUGGGACGACAUGCAGAAUGUCCUACUCGACGACAUGGAACUGGCCAACGUAUGCAACGACAGAGUUGGUGUCGGCGCGUACGACUUUGCCAGGGCCAUCUUGGACAUGGAAGUCGACAUGUCACGGUCGUUUGACGGAUUGCUCGUCCACUUGCGGACGAUGAUCCGAGAGACCAAAUACGACGCGCCGCAGGUCGAGUCGUUGGCGACUAUGUGCAACCAGAACGCCCAGCACCGCGCCACGUUCGACGAACGAAGACAGGAAUUGCAUCGGACGAUGGCAGCUCGUGGUGACGUGAGCUACGCGGCCGUGACCCAACUGGGCCACCAAAUCUUUACCGCCCUCCAGAAAUUAGCGACUCUCGUUCCCGAUCUCGUCAUGGCGUUCGAGCCGUACGGAUUUCGCAUUUUCUUUAUCCAAUGUCUCGAAUCGUGUGAUGGGCGGUCGAAAGCUCCUGGGGCGAGAUGUCCCCCUCCUGGCGACGUCCUCGUCAAGUUGCUCGAGUUGUUGGCUCUCACAAUCCCCCAGCUCCAUUGGUCCUCAUUCUUGCUCCUCCUUGCCUUUGAAGUUCGAGGAGGGCCGGCCAAGGAUGCAAAGGCAUCCCCACCACACCUUUAUGACCUGGCCGACGACGCUCCAGCUGAAGCGUUGUCGUUCAUGGACCUCCAGCGCAAUGUCCUAUUUCCGCCCCACUGGAAUGCAUCGCUGACUGAUGCAACAAUAAACGACAUGACGGCGACAGAACAACUCUUCCAAGCCUACGAAGGUAUCCCCCGGGACUCGGUAUUGAUGAAGCGGCCGCGGCAUUUGUCGAUGCCGUCCAAACAGCCAUCACAGCAAACGGACGCGUCUGUCCACAGCGACGGCAUUCAAUCGAUUGUGAGCAUGCCCCCGCAGUACCAUUGUCUCGGCGUGAUGCUGGCUGGGCGACCCGAAGCGUUUGCUUCGUUUUGUGACAAGCUCGUGCUGUUUACGUUGGGCCUCGAACCGAAACAGCCUGCUGCUCGGCGAACUUGGCAUCCCAAGGACUGGUCCAAGAUCUUGUACAACACCCAAGACGCAUGGUUCUGGUGCGUAGUGUCCAACGCGGGAUUCUCGUCCUUGCAGUUGCUCUAUACUGUCUUGGACACAAUUGUGCCGCGCGACAUGUGGCCCGACGUGCUCAAGCUGCUUCUCCAACGACCGGUAGUGCACGCGUUGUCAUUUCACGUGCCGCUUGACGGCGGGAGCAUCAUGGGGUUCUUCGACUCGGUGCCGUCGAUGGUCCAGUUUGAAGGGCUCAAUCCGAUCGCGUUCGAGUCACUUCGGUGGUUUGUGUUGGACAUGACGACACCCGACAAGUGGGAUGCGGUUGUCCAGUACAACAAGAAACGUCGUCUGGAUUACCGCCCCGUGGGGCUCGUGAGCCAUCUCAAGCCGACCUUGGGCAAGCCCAUGAACCAGCGUCAUGCGGCCGACGACGACAUGCAGCCGUCGCGCAUGGUGCACGUGGUGCCGACAACUCCAGCACCGACACACACCCAGCCCUUGUCGGUGGCCAACGUGCCUUUAGCUGUCCAACCAAACCGCCUGGUCCUCCACCCCCUUGGAAGCAAUCCGUUUUCGACAGAGUUCAGAUUAACGUUGCUUCGCCUGGUGGCAAUUCCUUUCUCGACGGCGAUCGGCGACGCGUUGGAGGGGGUCAACAUGGACCCGGCCGUGCGGAAUGUCGUGGCGAUUGUUCUAUGGCGGCUCUUGUGUGGCCUCGUGUUUUUUCAUGCAGCUCUCGUGGCGAGGCAAGACAAAGUCGUCGGCUGUGCGGUCGACAUGAGCACCGUUGAUGGCAGUGACUUAGUCCUCGGCGUGUACAUGAUCACCGGUCCUCUUUUGCAGACCAUCGUCCGGGCGUUUUUGGAGACGGAUGAUGGUGACCCGUUGGAGCAACUCAACUGGGGGCAUAUCCACAAUGUGUUUGUGCAACACGCCCAUGGCCGCAAGUGCAGAACGCACCGUGGCCGACACUGGAUCCGCGCUUUGCUGCGCGAGUGCAUUGGGCCGUACUUGCUUGUCCCCAACAGUCCUCCGCAACAAUCCAAGUUUCAACUGCCCCUGCCAUCCUUUCAAGACGUCCUCAAGACGCCGACUCAAUCAUCCGAAGAGUACCUGACAGUCAUGUGUGCUUUCGCGUCGUCGUGCAAGUGGACCGUGCCCGAUGUAGUCGUGCCGUCAGCCGCCGUGUCGAUCGACCUGCGAUCGCUCGUGCUGCUACCUCAACAUCUCAACUCACCGAAUCAUGUCAAGAAGCACGUCUUGGCCAUCGUCCAGCUCUGUCUGCAGUCGCUUCCUCCAGCCCUGCCAUUGAAAUUGCACCCCCGGAAUGCCCUCGUCCAGCAUCCACUGCGCCAAUUCCUCAAGACCGUUAUCCACUCGUUUCACCACCGCCGCGAUCACACCGAGUUGGCCCUCCAAGCACUGCUGUCCGACAUCACGCAGGCGAGCCCGGCGACCGUCGCGGCGUUUGUCGCUACAACCAACAACAACGACCUCAAAAGUGCACUGGCAAUGGAGUGUCGAGCGCUUGUCUUGGACAAGAUCCCCGCACGGGUAGCAACUUAUGCAGCGCCAUUGGAUAUGUCUCUGUCUGUCGCCAUCAAGCAUUGGCAGCGCACGGGAUCGUUCUUGCAACUGUGGUGGGACGAAGGCCAGACUGAAUACUGGUGCCCUGGCAUUGUAGACGUGACGGACUUGAUGGCGGCGUUCGGGUUCACGUACAAAAUUGCGACCAACACGGUGGCAAACGUCGAUCUGCUUGCGUUCGCGGGCCAGGUCUAUCCAAUGGAGACUCCUUUGGAUGCUUUUCGCAAUCGCAAUGACACCAUCUUGCUCACGGGGCUGGAGUUGCUCAAUGCCAUUCCGUCGCCCACAACCGCCGGUGGUAUCCAAGAAGCAGCGGGGUGUGCCGUGCCGGUACAGGUUCUCCUCAAGGUGUCGGCCUCACCGCCACCGAUCAACGCCAUGGAGUGUCCGAUUCUGCGAAGCCGAUGCUCCAGCGUUUCCGUGGGAAGUCUGCAUGUAGACAUUGUCCCAGCAAUCCAGGAAUGGGCGACAUGUCCGUACUUGGUCCUGUCGGUGGAUGACGCGAGGUAGAUUGCGUUGGCCUAACUCAAGAAUGAACUUAGUUCGAGGGAUC
Aphanomyces invadans is the source of this 15033-nucleotide messenger RNA. RefSeq lists its product as hypothetical. The record is from RefSeq and is a predicted model, not a curated record. Gene Ontology annotation, cellular component: dynein complex. The coding region runs from base 39 to 14990 and encodes 4983 amino acids. NCBI's taxonomy places the organism in Eukaryota, Oomycota, Saprolegniomycetes, Saprolegniales, Verrucalvaceae. Gene Ontology annotation, biological process: microtubule-based movement. The transcript has 37 exons. Gene Ontology annotation, molecular function: ATP binding; calcium ion binding; dynein light intermediate chain binding.